This is a messenger RNA of Podarcis muralis (Common wall lizard), 3388 nucleotides long. The record is from RefSeq and is a predicted model, not a curated record. Lineage: Eukaryota; Metazoa; Chordata; Lepidosauria; Squamata; Lacertidae.
CCUGUGGGAAUGGCCGCUGCCGCUGCCGUGGCGACGGGCAAGAAAAGGAAACGCCCUCACGUCUUUGAGUCCAACCCGUCGAUCCGCAAGAGGCAGCAGACGCGUUUGUUACGGAAGCUCCGUGCCACGCUGGACGAAUACACCACCCGCGUCGGACAACAGGCCAUCGUCCUCUGCAUCUCGCCCUCCAAACCCAACCCUGUUUUUAAAGUGUUUGGUGCAGCACCGCUAGAGAACGUGGUGCGCAAGUACAAGAGCAUGAUCCUGGAAGACCUGGAGUCCGCUCUGUUGGAACACGCACCUGCGCCGCAAGAGGUUAACUCCGAGCUGCCGCCGCUCACCAUCGACGGGAUUCCGGUCUCUGUGGACAAGAUGACCCAGGCACAGCUGCGGGCCUUCAUCCCCGAAAUGCUGAAAUACUCGACGGGCCGCGGCAAGCCGGGCUGGGGGAAGGAGAGCUGCAAGCCCGUCUGGUGGCCCGAAGACAUCCCGUGGGCCAAUGUCCGCAGCGACGUCCGGACUGAGGAGCAGAAGCAGAGGGUGUGUGUUGAUGAAAGUCCUCUUGCUUCAGCAAAGGGCUCUGACUUGGGAAGCAAGGAGCAUUGCGAGAGCUCGAGGACACAUCACAGCCAGGUGUCUUGGACUCAGGCGCUGAGGACCAUUGUGAAGAACUGCUACAAGCAGCACGGACGCGAGGACCUGCUCUAUGCUUUUGAGGAUCAGCAAACACAGCCUGCGACAGCAACACACAGUAUAGCACACCUGGUCCCGUCCCAAACCGUGGUCCAGACCUUCAGCAAUCCCGACGGCACAGUCUCUCUCAUCCAGGUUGGCACAGGAGCUACGGUAGCGACCUUGGCAGAUGCCUCCGAAUUGCCCACCACCGUUACUGUCGCACAAGUCAACUACUCUGCAGUAACCGACGGAGAGGUGGAGCAGAACUGGGCAACGCUACAGGGAGGAGAGAUGACGAUCCAAACCACCCAGGCCUCAGAAGCCACGCAGGCAGUGGCAUCCCUGGCAGAAGCGGCGGUGGCGGCAUCGCAAGAGAUGCAGCAAGGGGCAACAGUCACCAUGGCCCUCAACAGCGAAGCAGCCGCCCACGCCGUCGCCACGCUUGCAGAAGCCACCCUCCAAGGCGGGGGCCAGAUUGUUUUGUCCGGUGAAACUGCAGCAGCCGUCGGCGCGCUCACCGGGGUUCAAGAUGCGAACGGACUCGUCCAGAUCCCCGUCAGCAUGUACCAGACAGUGGUCACCAGCCUUGCUCAGGGCAACGGCCCGGUCCAGGUCGCCAUGGCUCCCGUGGCCGCGAGGAUAACAGACAGCACCGUCACCAUGGACGGCCAGGCCGUGGAGGUGGUGACUCUGGAGCAGUGACGGGCGAGAGCGGCAGGAUCAUGGCGCUGCAGCAGCUUCCUCCUCCCUUGUGCGAAUAGUUUUUUUUUCUACGCCUCUGCGGAGGCGCAAUCAGGUGGCAUUUGUGAGUCUCGCAGCUUUGGAAGCAAAAAAAAAAGGUUUCGUUUAACAAACAGGAAAAAACAACAACAACACACAAACACACAGGGUGUAUUUCGGAGCCGUGACUUUGACAGCUCCUCUCGGGCCUCGCGAAAGCAAGGAAGCCUGUUUGGGGCAGGCUGGGCCAAGCCUUCGUCUCCCAUUGCAUGGACCCUCCUUUCUCAAAGCCGGGGUGAGAUGUGGCGGAAAAGGUUUAUAGCCCUCUCUUUUCAGGGCUUGCUGGGGGGGGGAGGCGGGGUCCGCGGUGGGGCUCCCUGCAGGCUUUCCUGGCCCGGCAGACCCCCACAAAGCCAGGCUCCUCCGCCUUCCUCGCGUCGAGAAUUAGGUAUCAUUUUAACAUGGACAUAUAUUUUAAAAGAGAGAGAUAGAGAAAGCAAGGCUUGAGAAGACAAAUUGGGGAAAGAGGCUUCCUCUUUUUUCCUCGCAAAGGCGUUGAAAGGGUAAGAAAAGUCCUGCGGGAGACAGCGAGGGCUGCAAUCCGUUGACUCUGGAUCCUGUCAGGAUGGAGGGACUGUUCCUCCUCCGUUCCUUCCUUCCAAAGUUAUUUGGUGACCUGUUGAAGGAGAUUCUGUCCUCGCUUUUUAAGUCCAUGCUCAAAGCCUUCCCUCCAAAGCCUCCUUUCCCUACUGGUGAAUUUCUGCGUGCAUUUUUGUUUUAGACUCUCCUCCCUUGGAAUGACAAGUUCGGAAAGGCACAAGGGAGCCACCAGUAGAAAGGCCCCGCUGGGUGUUGCGAAGGGACAAGGGUGGCAUUUAAGCACGCUCUCAUCGGCCACGUGGCUGAGAUCCCAGCCUUCAGUGGCAGUUCGGGUGGCGAAGGGCUUCAGAUCGCACACUAGACCCCACCCACAAUUCUCACUUCGAUUUCCUUCCCCCGAUCCCUUCUCCUCCAAAUUGCACCUGGGGCGGCGGCCCAUCCAAAGACCCCUUUCUCGUGGCGGCUGUCCGGAGCCCUUGGAGACCCACCCCAUGGCCCUAGCUGCGCACAUCCCCUUCGUGUCGACGAAGGCCUCCCACCGUGGCCCCAGGGCUGCAAACUCGACAUCGGCUGCCAUGUUGCGCCAUGCAGGGGCCCAGGGUCUGCACGUCUACAAAAGACCUGGCCAGCGAGGCUGGGCACCCGCAGUCCCUGUGCGGAGUUGGCAAAGAGAAAGGUGAUAGCCCCCCGCCCCAGAAUGGGGGCUCAGGGAGGGCUGCCCCCCCUCACGUCUCCCCCAGGCAUUUUUUGAUAGCUGUUUUUAACUCUUAGACAGGGCCAAGGCUUUCACUGGCCCCAGCUAAGCAAACGGCUGCUGUUGCCUCACAGGUAGAAUCACUCUCUUAUUUUCCUAUUUCAAGCACCCUUUCUGGCUGGGGAUAGUACGCAGCAAUUAGUUUCGUUCUUUGCGUUCUUUUACACGGCCCAUUCACCACACCUCUCCUUGUCUGUCCCAACCUUUCAGGGCAGGGUUUUGCUGUUCCCAGAUUCUUGUGUUUACUUGGCUUUUUUAAAAAACAGAAAAUCUCAAAUGCAUAAUCACCGUCCCCCACCACCAACACCCCGGACUUAAAUCGAGGGGAGGGGAUCCUUCCUGUAGAAACAAAAGCCCAGGUCUUUGACUUAAUUUUUUAAAUUUUUUAAAAAUAUUAUUAUUUUUUAUCGUCGUCGUGAAGAUGUCAGGUGUGACUUUACAGUCAGUGUUUCCUCUCUCUCCUUUUUUGGCAAUGGAAUAACGUUCCGAUAGACUGAGACAUUAUUCCCCGAGACCCAAAGAUAAACCAUCCUCGUUCCCAGCCACCCGCAGUCCUGUAGCAGAGCAUGGAAGUAUCUGUUGUUCCCCCAAAUUCUGUCUAUUGCCUCAUUCAAUAAAUUGUUACAGAAGUGUCUAUAA